Molecule: messenger RNA, 4113 nt
Organism: Homarus americanus (American lobster)
Lineage: Eukaryota; Metazoa; Arthropoda; Malacostraca; Decapoda; Nephropidae
Source: RefSeq, a predicted model, not a curated record
GUUCAAGUCAAAAUCUAUGGCCCAUACAACAGGACAGUGUAUGGCAACGAGGUAUUGGUGACAAUCGUCGACCCUUUCUCCCGCUGGAUCAUUGCCCAGGCCAGUCCUGAGGCAGGUGUGGAAGUCUGCUGUGCCAACUUUAUCUUUGAUGCAUUCUGUCAGUUUGGAUUUGCACAAUGUCAUGUUGUUGGCAUGAGUUCUGAAAUGUUUGAGCAGAUGCAGGCAUGUUACAAAGAAAAAUUUGAUAGAGCUCAAGAUGUUCUCCGAAGUUUGGUGCCCUUCGACUCAGAGGAUGCCCAGCAGAGUUUUCUCUUUACUCUUCAAGAAGAAUCCCGAGAAUGUUUUUGGGCAGGUGAAAUGUUGGAUCAUUUUUGUACUGAGAAUGCAACAACGUGGGAUCAAGAAAUUAGCCGUUAUCUCUUCCAGUUUCGCACCAUGUCAACCUCCAUUGGUGGAGUCACCCCCUUCAGUAUCAUGUUUGCUCGUAAUCCAACAGGAUAUGUAAGUGAGGAAGAAAAAGAGAACAUCAAUAUUCUUGAAGAGGAGAAAGCACUGGAGGUUCCAUCCAAGAGGAGACGACUGCAAAGCUCUACACUGCAGUGUCGCCAUUGCCAUGAAACAUUUACCAGUAAGAUCAGCUUUCGUAUUCACCAACGCAAACACACGGAGGAGGCUCGAAAGAGAGGCACCAUGGACGGAGAAGAGCCGCUACGACCAAUCCUUCAGGAAAAGAAACCUCAGCCCCGAAAACUCUUGGCACGCAAACGAAGAAGACCUUUUGGGAGAGGCCCUGAACGACUCCUGACCCUUGCCUCAUCUGACUGGUCAGACCAGCAAAAAGAAUGUGUUCCAAAUGAUGAAAGUCGUCAACAGUUAACCCACAAUACAGUUGUGGCAGUUAAAGCUCUUCUUAAUGCCACAAAAGAGGAACGAAGCAAGCGGGGGAAGUACAUAAAGUAUACACCAGAGUUACGAGAUGAGAUUGCCCAGUACGCUCUUGCAAACGGCAAUCAUGAAGCCACAGUGUACUGGUCACAUAGACUUGGUGGUACAGUUAGUGAAAGUACUAUUAGAAACUUUAUUAAGACAUACAAAAGCUACACCCCAGAAGUUAAGGAAGAAAUUGGAAAGUUUGCAUUUCAUUAUGGCAUAGACGGUGCCUCCAGACACUUCUCUGAAAAAUUAGGCCAUGAAGUAAGAAAAGGAUUAAUAAGAAAAUUUAAAAAGAAUUAUUUAAAAAGAUUUCCGGAAAUGAGUGAAGUUGUAGGGGAACUACAAGCAGGGACAACUGGGAAACGGGGAGGGAAUAUACCUAACAUAUCUGGAAGGCAAAAGCGCUCCUUCUCACUUCAGAUGAAAGAUGAAAUUGGACGAUAUGCUACUCAGUUUGGCAUAACUCCAACAAUCCAACACUAUUCUGAAAAACUCCAAUUUCCCCUUAAGGAAUCUACUGUGCGCAAAUUCAAGAAACAGUUUGUAGACCGAGGUAAUGUUAGUGCUGCUGCUGGAAGUGGUGGUGGUGCAGGUGAGAAUGCAGCUGUUGUGGGUGGUGGUGGCACUGUAUUAACUGACCAUCAAGCAACAGCUCCCCAAACUAUUGAUGUUCUUCACCCAUCUCUCUCGGUACUGAAUGCUCCAGCAGUCUCUGGUACUGUAAAUGUCAGUACUGCUAACAAUUUUGUAUAUCAACACCCAUAUCAUUUGAACAUGGCACCAGGACCGCAAGCAAACACUGUUCUUCCAAUGAAUCACAAUUCUCUAGCUUUCCAUCAAAGUGGGGUUAUUAACCAAGGGAUGGCUGCCUCCUUGUCUUACCAGCAACCUGGAGCACCUCCUGGAUCCUCAGUUAUUAUGAACCAAAGUUUUACACAUCAAGCCCCUACAGGGUUUCAGCAGGGUUAUGUUGGUGGGUUUUCUCAGGGUGGCAGUGCUGGAGGAUCAGUAACACAUGGUGGACAAAUAGCACCCCUUGCCAUGACCCACACAAGUGUAGCGGCUACUAGCAUGGCACAUUCUCCUCUACCACUCACUAUGAGUGGGGCACCAGCUACACACAUUUCACAAUUAAGUCAUCACAGUGUAGGUCCCUCAGUAAGUCAAGCUCAUCUCACCCAGGCCUCUACUGUGUCCCACACUGUUGCCAGUGGAGCACAGCAUCCAGCUCACCAUCAGUUAAUUGCAUCAUUUCACCAACCUCUUGCUGGCUCACUUAGUUUUGAAGGUACUACAUUACAAGCCCAUACACAAGCUAACUUAAACAAUGAACCUCUCAGUCUCAUGAAAGAAACCCAUGAGCAGCCCACUGGAGUUAGCCUUGUAGCCCAGGGGGAUGAUAGUCUUCAUGCUCCUGGUACAGAUGUUAAUGUACCCCAAGCAGGUCUUAGUCACAUGGGAGAACAACCUGGCCCAUCUGAUCAACAGGAAACUAUACUUGGAUUAGAAGAUGAAGAUGAAUAUAGUGACCCUCCCACACCAAGAAAAAAGAGACAAAAGCCCCGUACUAAAAUAAGAAAAGGAAAUACAGGCCUCAGUAAACGAGGUAAUUAUGCUUCCUACAGCCCAGAACUCCGUGCCGAAAUUGGAAAGUAUGCAGCAGAGCAUGGUAAUUUAGCUGCAGUUCAACAUUUUAAAGAGCAACUGGGUUUUGAAAUUCCUGAAAGCACUGUUCGAGGACUAAAGGAUAAAUAUCUCAUAAAGCGCGUUAGGGGCAAGAAGGAAGUAGUGUCUAUUGGGUUUGCUCAAAGAGGAAGGCCCAUGAGAUUAGGAAAAUAUGAUGAGAUUGUUCAAGACUGCAUACGAGAACUGGUCAAGGAUGGAGAAAAGGUUUCUUCAUUUUUGGCGAUUGCAACAGCUAAGCAAGUGUUGAUGCAGUAUGAACCAAGCCUACUGGAAGAAUAUGGUGGACCUGUCAAGUUAAAUCCUACCUGGGCAAAGAGUUUCCUUAAACGUAUUGGACUCCAUCAGUUAGCAUAAUACUACUGUACUGUGAUGUUACACUAUUACUAAUCAGCAUGAUGAUCUCAGAAUAUUGUCUCAUAUUAAAAGUGUUGUAAGAUUUUGAUAACAUAUUUACUUAUUGUUAACUUGUUAUCUCGUUCCAAAGGAUGACGUAAAAGUACUACAGUAUAACCAGAGAAAUGUUUUUAAGAUAACUAAUGCCUGACAAUGACUACCUCUUAUUGCUACCUCCAUUUUUUAUGCACAAAGUAUCUAUGUAGUUAUAUCUGCUAACAAAGUUACCGGGUGAUUCAUGUUGAAUUAUUACUAAGAUUGGUUGCUAGGAUCUAGAAGAACAUUAUUUCCUAUGUAACAUAUGGUGCAAAUCUUAACUAAUUUUUGUACAGCAAUUAGAUUCUUGUACCUAGUUGAGAUAGAAAUAUUAUGUGACUGAUGUUUGGAAAGAAAACUGCAUAUCUAUUGUUGUAAUUGGAACAUAAUUGAUACAAGAAGAAGUUAAUUGGACAGAAAAGAGUGAACCAUUUACCCUCAUUAAAUGAUAUUACAGUAUCAUGACAUGUUACAAAUACAGAAUGAUAUGAAGUAGAAGUCAAUCAGGUUGGUGAUGUGUUUCAGCAGACAGCAUUGUAACACAAGUGUUUACAUAUCAACAGUUUUUAAUAGUGAAUAUUAACUGAAUUAAAACUCCAAGGUUUUCUUCCCCUACUUUUUUAUGCACUCUUACCCCCUUUUCACUUAAUAAAAUUGUCUGGCAUUAGCCAAAUAAAAUAAUAAAAGUGGCAUCUCAGUAGUGAAGGGGUUAAUGUGUCAUGAAGUUUGUUCAUUUACUCACACUCAAACAUUAUAGCAAGUGUUUAAACACAUUGUAGUAAUGAAAAUGCAAGAUACAAUAUGGGAAGUUUCCUUACAGUAGUUUGAAAUAUGAUAUUGAAGAUUUGGUUCUUAAAAACAAAUUCAUCUAGAGUACAAAUUUACAUGUUUUACACAUGUGACUUGUGCUACUAUCUGCUCCUAUGAGAUUAAAUUAAAACCUGGCCUAGAUGUACCUUGCGGGAGUCUCCUUUAAGUUAACAUAUGGAAUUUCACUGAAAUAUUGUGUUUCAUCAUAUAAUAUCACCACAAUCAUCAGCUAUAAAUCACCAUCAUCAUUUUUAU